UUAGUGGCUAUGAGUUGGUUUUGAGACAAAUUUACAAGGACCUAAAAUGUUUGGAGUUGGAAUCAAAUCUUCUUGAAGUAUUUCCUGAUGUCAAAUGUAACUUCAACGAGGAUAGAAUAAGAAAAUAUUAAAGAUGAGUGUUAUGAAGCAGCUAUUACUCUUUCUCAUGUUUGGAAUACUUAGAACGGCAAGAGCAGGAGACGCUCCAGUUUUGGCUCCUUUUAGUUUCCCACCUGCACUAAAAGAAGGAGAACGUGGCAGUGCAGCCUGCUUUGUGAGAUCAGGAGACAUUCCUUUGGAAUUCCAGUGGCUAAAAGAUGGUAAGAAACUACAAGAAAUCGACGGCAUCACAAUCCGCUCUCUUCCGGAUUCAUCAGUUCUCUCAAUUUCGUCUGUACUAUCUGAAAGUUCUGGAAAUUAUACUUGUAUAGUAACCAACGCUUUUGGAAGUGAUCGAUAUACUUCGACUUUGGCUGUUACAGCACCGCCUACCUGGAAAAUUGCACCUGAGGAUGUAGACACCCAAGAAGGAGAAAAUAAAGUGAUCCAGUGUGAGGCAAAUGGUGUACCUGCUCCAGAAAUAAAGUGGACUUACGGUUCUACAGACAGAGAAUCUAUAAUUUCCGGAGAAACUUCUUCGAAUAUAAAGGUUCUUCCUAACGGUGCCUUAUCAUUGACUAAAGUAGAAGCAUCGAUGCAAGGCAGUUACACAUGCAUAGCAGAUAAUAAAUUUGGUACGCCACUCACAAAAACUAUAUAUGUAAAAGUUCGAGAAUAGUUUUUGAAGUACUUUUUGGAAACAUUUUUUUAUUAAUUCUUUGAUUAUGUGAAUGGAAAAAUAUGCAUAAAGUCUUG
Molecule: messenger RNA, 855 nt
Organism: Argiope bruennichi
Lineage: Eukaryota; Metazoa; Arthropoda; Arachnida; Araneae; Araneidae
Product: cell adhesion molecule Dscam2-like
Exons: 6
Coding region: 134-778 (214 amino acids)
Biological process (GO): axon guidance; homophilic cell-cell adhesion; dendrite self-avoidance
Cellular component (GO): axon; plasma membrane
Molecular function (GO): cell-cell adhesion mediator activity
Source: RefSeq, a predicted model, not a curated record